Umbelopsis ramanniana AG is the source of this 780-nucleotide messenger RNA. RefSeq lists its product as uncharacterized. Gene Ontology annotation, molecular function: structural constituent of ribosome; RNA binding. Gene Ontology annotation, biological process: translation. The record is from RefSeq and is a predicted model, not a curated record. The coding region runs from base 1 to 780 and encodes 259 amino acids. The transcript is spliced from 3 exons. Lineage: Eukaryota; Fungi; Mucoromycota; Umbelopsidomycetes; Umbelopsidales; Umbelopsidaceae. Gene Ontology annotation, cellular component: ribosome; cytosolic small ribosomal subunit.
AUGGCUGAUCAAGCACCGGCCGAUAGUCGUGGACGUGGUGGUUUCGGACGUGGUCGUGGUCGUGGUGGCCGUGGUGGCCGUGGUGCCCGUGGCCGUGGUCGUCAAGAAGAGAAGAACGAGUGGGUUCCCGUUACCAAGCUCGGUCGUCUCGUCAAGGACGGCAAGAUCAAGACCAUCGAGGAAAUCUAUCUCUUCUCUCUUCCCAUCAAGGAAUACCAAGUUGUUGAUUACUUCCUGCCUAAGCUCAAGGACGAGGUCAUGAAGAUCACCCCUGUCCAGAAGCAAACCCGUGCUGGUCAGCGCACCCGUUUCAAGGCUUUCGUCGUUAUCGGCGACGGUAACGGUCACGUUGGUCUUGGUGUCAAGUGCUCCAAGGAAGUUGCCACUGCCAUCCGUGGUGCCAUCAUCCUUGCCAAGCUCGCUGUCAUCCCUGUUCGUCGCGGUUACUGGGGAUCUUCCCUUGGUGAGCCCCACACUGUUCCUUGCAAGCUUACUGGCAAGUGCGGUUCUUCCAUCUCUCGUUUGGUCCCUGCUCCCCGUGGUACCGGUCUCGUUGCUGCUCCUACUCCCAAGAAGGUUCUUCAACUUGCUGGUGUCACCGAUUGCUACACCUCUUCCCGUGGUGCCACCCGCACUCUUGGUAACUUCGUCAAGGCCACCUUCGCUGCCAUUGGCCACAGUUACAGCUUCUUGGACCCCACCAUGUGGACCGAGAACACCUUCGUCAAGGCUCCCUACCACGAGUACACUGACUUCUUGGCUCAAAAGCAAAGAAAGUAA